CCCGGGGCGGGGCCGGGGAGCUCCGGGGCUCCUCCCGCGGGCGGCGGCACCGGCAGCGCGGGGAUGGCGAGCAGCGGCUGCCGGGGGCUACCGGGGCCGGCCCUGGGGCUACCGACAAUGUCCUUGGGGCUACCGAAGCUGUGGCUACCGUGGCUGGUCCUGUGGCUACCGUGGAUAUCCCUGGGGCUACCGAAGCUGUCCCUGAGGCUACCGAGGCUGUGGCUACCGUGGAUGUCCCUGCGGCUACCGUGGAUGUCCUUGGGGCUACCGUGGAAAUCCCUGGGUCUACCGAAGCUGUGGCUACCGUGGAUGCCCCUGUGGCUACCGAAGCUGUCCCUGAGGCUACGGUGGAUGUCCUUGGGGCUACCUCGGCUCUCCCUGUGGCUACCUCGGCUCUCCCUGUGGCUACCGAAGCCGUGGCUACCGCGGAUAUCCCUGGGACUACCGUGGUUAUCCUUGGGGCUACCGAAGCUGCGGCUACCUCCGCUCUCCCUGUGGCUACCUCGUCUCUCCCCGUGGCUACCUCGUCUCUCCCCGAGCCUCCCGAAGCUGUGGCUACCAUGGCUGGCCCUGUGGCUACCGGUGGCCACCGCCUUUAACCUGGACGGGAGCGGCGCGGUGCUCAAGGACGGGGAACGCGGGAGCCUCUUCGGGGCGGCGGUGGCGCUUCACCGGCAGCUGAGCCCCGAGCCCGCGGGCUGGCUGCUCGUGGGAGCCCCCCAAGCCCCAGCCCUGCCCGGCCAAGGCGCCAACCGCACCGGGGGUCUCUUCGCCUGCCCCCUGACCCCCGAGCCCUCCGACUGCUGGCGGGUGCCCAUCGAUGAGGGAGCGGACCCGGAGCGGGAGAGCAAAGAGAACCAGUGGCUGGGGGUGAGCGUGAAGAGCCAAGGGCCCGGCGGCAAGAUCGUGACCUGCGCCCACCGGUACGAGGUGCGGCACCGGGUGCGGCAGCCGCUGGAGACGCGGGAUGUGAUCGGGCGCUGCUUCGUGCUGAGCCAGGACCUGCGGCUGCGGGACGAGCUGGACGGGGGCGAGUGGAAAUUCUGCGAGGGGCGACCCCAGGGCCACGAGAGGUUCGGGAGCUGCCAGCAGGGGCUGGCGGCCGCUUUCAGCCCCGACCGCCGCUACGUCCUGCUGGGAGCCCCCGGAACCUACAACUGGAAGGGGACCCUGCGCGUGGAGCAGCUCAACCAGAGCUCCCUGGACCUGCUGCGCCUCGACGCCGGCCCCUUCGAGGCGGGGGGCGAGAAGGACCAGGACCCCUCCCUCAUCCCCGUGCCCUCCAACAGCUACUUCGGGCUGCUCUUUGUGACAAACAUUGAGAGCGCGACCCCCGACCAGAGGGUCUUCAGGACCCCCCAGCCCGGAGAGAGGGUCCCCGGCGCGGCCGCGGAUGUGGCGCACAAUUCUUACCUGGGGUUCUCGGUGGACUCCGGGGCUGGCCUGACGAGGCCACAGCAGCUGAGUUUUGUCACCGGCGCCCCCCGCGCCAACCACACGGGCGCCGUUGUCAUCCUCCGCCGCGACAGCGCCAAUCGCCUGCUGGCCGAGGCCGUGCUGGCCGGAGAGCAGCUGAGCUCGGCCUUCGCCACGCGGUCACCGCGCUGGACCUCAACAGUGACGGCUGGAUGGACCUGGCCGUGGGGGCCCCCCACUUUUCGAGCGGCAGGAGGAGAUCGGGGGGGCCGUGUACGUUUACAUCAACCCGGGGGGGCAGUGGGACAGCGCGACCCCCCUGCGCCUCAACGGGACCCCCCGGAUCCAUGUUCGGGGCAGCGCUGAGCAGCGCCGGGGACCUGGACCACGAUGGGU
This is a messenger RNA of Poecile atricapillus (Black-capped chickadee), 1812 nucleotides long. Its product is annotated as integrin alpha-7-like. Gene Ontology annotation, biological process: leukocyte migration; cell-cell adhesion; cell adhesion mediated by integrin. The transcript is spliced from 8 exons. Bases 64 to 1782 code for a protein of 572 amino acids. The record is from RefSeq and is a predicted model, not a curated record. Gene Ontology annotation, cellular component: integrin complex; external side of plasma membrane. Lineage: Eukaryota; Metazoa; Chordata; Aves; Passeriformes; Paridae. Gene Ontology annotation, molecular function: integrin binding.